Messenger RNA from Coccidioides immitis RS, 426 nucleotides. RefSeq names its product lectin 1c. The record is from RefSeq and is a predicted model, not a curated record. Lineage: Eukaryota; Fungi; Ascomycota; Eurotiomycetes; Onygenales; Onygenaceae. The transcript has 2 exons. Bases 1 to 426 code for a protein of 141 amino acids.
AUGUCGCUAUGUGUGACCCCGGAGCCCCGUGAAUACGGAAUUGCGCAUUGGCUGCGCGUCCGUGACCAACUUAUCAGUUUAAGCAUCGUCGAUAGCACCGGUGACGAAUUCAACGUUGUCGAGGAAUCAGGCUGGCAUUAUGGGAACCGCGCACAAUGGAAGAAAUCUAGAGCCGGCUAUAUCCUAUAUAUGGGAGGUAGCGGUACUUCUGGAAUGCUACAAUUCGAGUCGUCGACUGGAGAGACAUUCUUAUUAGCUAUGGGUAUUCACAGCUACAAGAGGUGGUGCAAUUUUGUUGUCGAUCUUGAAGAUGAUGCGACCGCCAAAGAUUUUCAUCCGAGAUGCUAUACUGGGGGCGGAGCGCAACAGCUUUGGGAUCAAUCCCUUAAGUGCAAGGCGACCAUCAGUGAUGGCACUGGUUAUUAA